Messenger RNA from Drosophila serrata, 3417 nucleotides. RefSeq names its product kin of irre (gene kirre). Gene Ontology annotation, cellular component: cell-cell junction; plasma membrane. Gene Ontology annotation, biological process: cell-cell adhesion. NCBI's taxonomy places the organism in Eukaryota, Metazoa, Arthropoda, Insecta, Diptera, Drosophilidae. The record is from RefSeq and is a predicted model, not a curated record. Gene Ontology annotation, molecular function: cell adhesion molecule binding.
AACAAUUUGUUUGAAAAUGAAGAAAACUCACGGCAGUCGCCAAGUGGUGCUGCCUCUAAUCCUUUCGCUUCUGAUGGUCCUAAUUCUCCUUCAACCAAUUGCCGUCCAAGCCAAGUCAAAGAAGAAUAAAUCGAAUCAAAACUCACAUCACAGUGACUCCUCGUCGAGUUCAUCAUCGUCCUCUGCAUCCGGUGGCAAUGAGGAGAAUAAACCGAAAAGUGGUGACAAUGGUGGCCAGCAUUUUGCCAUGGAACCGCAGGAUCAAACCGCGGUGGUGGGUUCAAGGGUUACGUUACCCUGCCGGGUAAUGGAGAAAGUCGGUGCCCUCCAGUGGACCAAAGAUGACUUUGGCCUCGGUCAGCAUAGAAACCUGAGUGGCUUCGAAAGGUACUCGAUGGUGGGCAGUGAUGAGGAGGGUGACUUCUCCUUGGACAUUUAUCCCCUGAUGCUGGACGAUGAUGCCAAAUAUCAAUGUCAAGUGGGUCCGGGACCCCAAGGUGAACAGGGUAUCCGUUCGAGAUUUGCCAAACUGACGGUACUGGUACCCCCGGAAGCACCAAAAAUUCUGCAAGGUGAUUAUCUGGUCACCACCGAGGAUCGUGAAAUUGAAUUGGAAUGUGUAUCGGUGGGUGGUAAGCCGGCAGCGGAAAUCACUUGGAUUGAUGGCCUUGGCAAUGUCCUUACCAAGGGUAUUGAGUAUGUGAAAGAACCACUGGCUGAUUCUCGUCGAAUAACAGCCAAGUCAAUCUUAAAAUUGGCACCCAAAAAGGAACAUCAUAAUACAACAUUUACAUGUCAAGCACAAAAUACUGCGGAUCGUACAUAUAGAUCGGCGAAACUUCUGCUGGAGGUCAAGUAUGCACCAAAGGUCACCGUUUCGGUGGUGGGUGGUGCCCUGGCAGGUGGAAAAAUACCCGAAGGUGCCGAGGUCAUACUCAGUUGUCAGGCAGAUGCAAAUCCCCAUGAACUUAGCUAUCGUUGGUUUAUCAAUGAUGAGUUAAUCACUGGUGAUUUCACCACCAAAAUGAUCAUACACAAUGUAACACGGCAAUAUCAUGAGGCGAGUGUCAAGUGUGAAGUCAUGAAUGCGGUGGGCAAAAGUGAGGAAAGCGAGACCUUGGACAUAAGCUUUGGUCCCGUUUUCCGCCAGCGACCUGUAAGCGUGGAAGCCGAUCUGGGCGCCACGGUGAGCAUGCGCUGUGAGGUGGCCGGCAAUCCCAAGCCGGAAAUCGAAUGGAUCAAUGAGAACUCCGAUCAGAUUGUGGGUCGCAGUGCUGAACUAAAGCUGAAGGUAACCAGCGAGAAUGCUGGUCGUUAUUUUUGCAAGGCAGUUGUCAAUGGAUUUCCCGAAAUUGGAGCCGAGGCCACGGUUUAUGUGAAGCGAGCCCCUAUCAUAACCUCACACAAAGUGCAAUUUGGUGGCGUUGGUGGACGUGUGAAGAUCGAUUGUCUUGCAUUUAGUAUACCCAAGGCAGAGCAUAUCCUGUGGUCCUUUGAGGGCAAAGUGAUAAAUAUGAGCAGCGCUGAUCCCGAUAUAUAUAUCUUUGAGGAGCAUCAUUUGCCGGAGGGCGUUAGAGCAGCCCUAAUUAUACGUGAUAGCAAAGCCUCACAUUUUGGACGCUACAAUUGUACGGUGAUGAAUUCAUAUGGCGGUGACUCAUUGGUGAUCACAUUGGUCCGUGAGGCAGGCAGCAUACCCGUACUGCUUGUCGUCAUGGGAUCCAUGUUCUCGGUGGCCAUUAUCCUCAUGAUUGUUAUGAUCAUCAUUGUGUAUCGGAAGCGACGCAGUCGUAAGAAGCCAAUGCCAGCGGAUGUUAUACCGGAGGCAUCGCGUGGUGGUGACAAGUUAAAUGAAUUGAAAAGUGAAUUACGCUCAAAGGCCUAUGAUGUGGAAUACUCGGAAGCUGGAAACGAUGGUUUGGCCAUCAAUUUAAAUCAAUCUCCCAUGCCUGAUGUCCAGAUGAAGGGUGCCACCUUGGGUGUACCCCUGGCAGGACCUGUUAAAUUCGAUGAACGUUUCUCUGGUGACUUCACUGCCGGCGAUCGGUAUAAUCGACAAUGUCAUAUUAAGAAUUUAAAGAAUCAGCAAGAGACGGCGUAUAAGGAGAGUCCACAGGCCAAUGGUUAUGCGCAUUAUUUUGAAUAUGCUUUGGACUAUAGUCCGCCUGGUGAGGGUGCUGCGGUGAUGGUUGGUGGUGUGGCCAAGGCCAAAAACGGUGGCAUGAAUUCGGCCACCUUGCCACAUUCCGCGGGAGCCACCGCCGGUGCCGCUGUAGCUGCAGCUGGAGCCUCUAUCAAUGGUGGCGGUGGAGCGAAUGGUGGUGGUGCCAGUCUGCCAAGAAAUCAGAAUCGACACGAACUGCAGCAAUCCCAGCAGGCCAAUGGAUUUUUGGGUCAACCGCUGCUGCAGAAUGGCAUCGAUAGCCGCUUCAGUGCCAUUUAUGGCAAUCCAUAUUUAAGGACAAAUUCGUCGCUAUUGCCACCGCUCCCGCCGCCGAGUACCGCCAAUCCGGCGGCCACGCCCGCCCCACCGCCCUAUCAUGCAGCCCGCCAUGGGGGCCAUCAUGCCCAUCACGGGAGCGGCGGUCUGAGGCAUUUCAGUGGUGCGGCAGUGAUCACCACGAGUCCUGUGGCAAAUCUGAGUGGCAAUAGCGGCACAAUAGCGCCCAGCGGCGGUGGUAUUGGUAGCAUCAUGCCCAGUGGCGGCGGUGCGGGUGGCAGUGUCAGUGGCAGUAGUUCGAAUUUAACCGCCAGCAGUAACACCUUGGCGGCCACGCCCCAAGCGCAGGGCGGCGGAAUUGGUGGUAGUGGUGGUGGUAGUGGUGCCCCAUGUGCCCAAAGUCCAUCGGGGCAAUUUAUAUUGCCCAAUAAUGGCAAGGGGCAUACGCAAAAGGGACCUCUGGCCACCCAUGUCUAAGCGAUAGAAGAUAUCGAAAUAAUAUCGAAUUAAAUCGAAAAAAUAUCGAGAAAAAAAAAACACAAAAACCGAAGGAUACGCAUAUACACCGUAUAAAUAUUAGAGCAAAGCCAUUAGUAAUCCCUAAAAAAUAUAUGCUAAUUUCGUAAAUGGAAACAAACUUCUAGUGAGUAAUUGUUUUUUUUUCUACUUAUCUCACCUAGGAAAAUAGUAUAUAUUAAAUGAAGGGCUUGCACGGGAAAUUAUUCACUUUCUCUAAGUUAAAAACAAAAUACAAUAGGCCAAAAAAUACAACAAAAAAAACAACAGAGUUAAAAAGCUAUCAGAAAUGUUUUAGGAAACUGGUGUGUGUCGUUGUCGCUUAAGGUAUUCACAAUCAAUGUUCCAAAAAUAGCAAAACAAAAUGAAAUAUUCCAAGCAAAAUGUUGAAUUUAUUAACAAGAAAAUACAUAUUAUUAUUAUUUUCUUACCUUAAUCGGAGUCUAAUCACUUUUUGUUUG